Molecule: messenger RNA, 3114 nt
Organism: Vicia faba (fava bean)
Lineage: Eukaryota; Viridiplantae; Streptophyta; Magnoliopsida; Fabales; Fabaceae
Source: the annotation of a GenBank genome assembly
AUGAGAACAAGUUCAAUACAAAAGAUGUUAAUAUUACUGGUUUAUUAUGGCUUCUUGUUUCUGAAUUAUGUUAAUAGAAAUGCUGUAGCUAUUGAAUGCUUAGCUUCUGAUCAAGAAGCUCUUCUAGACUUCAAAAAUGGGCUUCAGUAUUCUCACAACCGCCUCUCUUCAUGGAGAAACACCAACUGUUGUCAAUGGCAAGGAAUACGCUGUGACAACGUCACAGGUGCUGUCGUUGCAGUCGAUCUCCAUAAUUCUUCCCCCAGCAAGAAUGAAAUGUGGAACAUAAGUGGUGAGCUGAGACCAUCUUUGAUGAAGCUCAAGUCGCUAAGGCAUCUUGACUUGAGCUUCAACACGUUCAGUGGAAUACCAAUUCCUAAAUUUUUGGGAUCACUGAUGCAUUUGCAAUAUCUGAACCUGUCAAAGGCUGGCUUUGCUGGUUUAAUUCCACCUCAUCUGGGAAACCUUUCUCACCUGCAGUCUCUCGGUCUCGCUGAUUAUAGCCUGCAUGUUGAAAAUCUAGAAUGGGUGGCUGGCCUCGUAUCUUUGAAACAUUUUACAAUGGAUGGAGUCGACCUUUCAUCCGUAGCGACAACAGAUUGGGUUAGUGCAUUAAACCAGCUACCUUCUUUAAUGAAAUUGCAUCUAUCUUCUUGCCAACUUUUCGGACAAAUUCCAUCUCCUCCAUCUCUCAAUUUAACUUCACUUUCUGUCAUAGAUCUUAGUUUUAAUAAAUUUUCUUCUAUGAUUCCUGAUUGGCUAGUUAAUAUUAACACCUUACAACAUCUUGACAUAAGCAAUAAUAAUCUGCAUGGAAAAAUACCACUUGGCUUAAGAGACCUACCAAACUUGCAGUAUUUGAAUUUAGGGAACAAUGAAAAUCUCAAAGCAAGCUGUUCUCAACUCCUGAUGAAAGGAUGGGAAAGGAUACAAGUACUUGAUUUGUCGAUUAAUAAAUUACACGGGAGACUUCCUUCAUCCAUUGGAAACUUGACCUAUCUUACUUACUUGGAUCUUCAUGAUAAUGCUAUUGAGGGUGGUAUUCCUAGUUCCAUUGGUCAACUCUGCAACUUGAAUAUUCUUGAUUUAUCAAGAAACAAGAUGACAGGAACUCUACCUGAAUUUCUUCCUUCCCGAAAACCUCUUCCUAAUCUUGUGUAUUUUAUCAUGAGCUACAAUCAACUUCAUGGUAAAAUUCCAGAUUGGUUAGUUCAAUUAGAAAGUCUAGCCGGUAUAGACCUUGCACGUAACCAGCUUGAAGGUCCCAUUCCUUUUUCCUUAGGGUCAUUGCAAAAUCUUACAACCUUGAUACUUGAAAGGAAUCAAUUAAAUGGUACUCUCCCAAAGAGCUUAGGACAACUUUCAAAGUUAUCACGCUUAGAUGUUUCUUCCAAUCAAUUGACAGGCAUGGUGAGUGAAGAUCAUUUUUCUAAGCUAAGUAAGUUGAAUUUUUUGCACAUGUCUUCCAAUUCGUUCACUAUAAAUGUCUCUGCCAAUUGGCUACCGCCAUUCCAAGUAUAUUCUCUUCAUAUGGGUUCAUGUGCUCUGGGGCCUUCAAUUCCCCCUUGGCUGAUAUCACAAACUAAUCUCCGCGAGUUAGUGUUCUACAAUGCUAGCAUCCUCGGUUUUAUUCCAAAUUGGUUUUGGAAUAUUUCAUCCGACUUAACAUUUUUAAACAUGUCUCAUAAUGAGUUACAGGGUCGGCUUCCAAAUCCGUUGCCCAGGGCAUUUUCUUCUAAUCACAUGAUUGACCUAAGCUUUAAUCUUCUUGAAGGCCCGCUUCCCGUUAUAACACCUGGAUUUUAUUUGCUAGACCUCUCACACAAUCUCUUUUCUGGUGAAAUCCCAUUGAACAUAAGUCAACACAUGCAUUAUGUGGGAUAUUUAUCUCUUUCACAUAAUCAACUCCAUGGAGAAAUACCAUUGUCUUUAGGAGAAAUGUAUUUUGUUACUGUCAUUAAUCUUUCAAACAACAACUUAACUGGAAAGAUCCCUUCAAGCCUUGCAAAUUGCUCUUAUCUGGAUGUACUAGACCUUGGGAAUAAUAGUCUGUUUGGUAGAAUUCCAGGUUCCUUGGGCCAAUUAAAAGAACUAAGAUCAUUGCACCUUAAUGACAACAGCUUUUCAGGGGAUUUCCCAUCAUCAUUAACAAAUUUGUCCAUUUUGGAAACCAUGGAUCUUGGCUACAAUUUUUUGUCUGGUACUAUUCCAACUUGGUUUGGACAAAGCUUUCCAUUUCUAAGAAUUCUAAUUUUGAGGUCUAAUGCAUUUUAUGGAGAAUUGUCACUUGACUUUUCAAAACUAGGUUCUCUACAAAUCCUUGACCUUGCUAGAAAUUACUUGAGUGGGAACGUUCCCGCUAGCUUGAGUUAUCUGAAAGCAAUAGCCCAAGUGCAGAAGAAAAACAAGUAUUUACUGUAUGGAAAAUUUGAAGAACACUACUAUGAAGAAAGCUUAGAUGUGUAUAUAAAAGACCAACUAUUAAAGUAUACCAGGACUCUUUCCCUUGUUACUAGCAUAGACCUUUCUGAUAAUAAUUUCACCGGCAAUAUUCCCAAUGAAAUAACAGAAUUGUAUGGUUUGGUGGUUCUCAACUUGUCAACAAACCAUAUAACUGGCCAAAUUCCUGAAACCAUGUCAAAUUUGCUUCAACUAUCCUCUCUUGAUCUCUCAAACAACAAACUUACUGGAACAAUUCCUUCAAGUUUGUCUUCCUUGUCAUUUUUGGGGUCCCUACAUUUGUCCAAUAACAACCUCAGGGGUGUCAUUCCUUAUACAGGUCAUAUGACAACCUUUGAUGCUUUAACUUUUACUGGGAAUCCUGGUCUUUGUGGUCCUCCACUCCCUGUGAAGUGUUCGGGUGAUGAUGACAACAGACAUAGUACUAAUAAUGAUACAAAUGGUGAAGGUUUGUUUGAUAACUGGUCUUACUUGAGCCUUGGUUUGGGGUUUGCAACAGGUAUUCUUGUUCCUUAUCUCAUUAUAACAAUCAAGAGUUCUUGGGGAGAUGUAUAUUUUGAUUCUGUGGAUCAAAUUAUUUACAAAUUAUUGAGGUUAACACGCAGACAAGGAAAAGAUAAUGGCCAAAGGAGAAAGAUACAUCAGAGGCAAUAG